UGGUCCUCGGUGUGAUCCGUAGCACGCAGCGCCACAACGUGCGAGUAGGGAAGUGAAGACUUUCGGAUUGAACGGCUAAACGUGUUGCUAGCAGAGACUCAACGUAUCAACAAUAAUGGCAGAAAAGAAAGAAGAGAUGUCUCCAACUGAGAUAAAAGUGGCACAACAAAUAGAGUACUACUUCGGGGAUCACAAUCUUCCAAGAGACAAAUUUCUCAAAGAACAAUUGCAACUUGACGAUGGCUGGGUGACUUUGGAGACGAUGCUCAAAUUCAACAGACUGAAGGCUUUGACAACCGAAGCAAGCGUCAUCGUUGAAGCUCUCCAGAAAUCCAAGACUGGUAUCUUGGAACUGAGCGAAGACAAGUCUAAAGUCAGGAGGUCUCCAACCAAACCCUUACCAGAAGUGAAUGAUGAUUCCAAAGAUGCUCUGAAACACAAAUCUGUGUACAUGAAAGGAUUUCCUCUCGGAACUUCCCUUGAUGAGAUUCAGGAGUGGCUGAGUGAGAAAGGCCCCAUAGAAAACAUUCAAAUGAGGAGAACCCUGCAAAGGGUGUUCAAGGGAUCAGUGUUUGUCUGUUUUGACAAAGAAGAAGCAGUCAAGCAGUUCCUGGAACGUUCAGACAUCAAAUCAUUCAAAGACAAUGAGCUGGUUGUGUUAUCACGAGAAGACUACCAUGGAAAGAAAGCAGAAGAGCGAAAACAGUUCAAAGCAGAGUCGAAAGCCAAAGCUAAACAGGACAAGGAACAACAGCAGAACAAUGCAGAAGAGAAAGAAAUGGGUCUACUUAUGAAUGAACAGACUGGUUGCUUGUUGAAGUUUUCAGGAGAGCUUGAAGAUGUUUCAAGAGAGGACUUCCAUGAAUUGUUCUCUGUGCAUGGAAAGAUUAAGUGGAUUAAUUUUACAAGAGGGGCCAAAGAGGGUACACUACUUUUCCAUGGGAAUGCAAAGGAAGCAUUCGAUAAAGCCAAAGAGGCAAACGGAGGGGACCUAAAAAUCAAGCAAAACAGUGUUGACUGGCAGGUGCUUGAGGGAGAGGAGGAGAAAGACGAACUGAAGAACAUCAUCGACGCUCAACAAGAAUCAUACAACCGGUCCAAAAACCGAGUUAGCAGAGGAAGAGGAGGCGGCAGAGGAAGAGGAGGCCGAAGGGGAAGAGGUGGCAGAGAUCAAGGCAGAGAUUACGGCAGAGCUCAUUACAAGGGCAAAAAGAUGAAAUUUGAGAGUGAUGAUGAGGAUGAUAAACCUGCAGCCCCAAAGAGAGAACUAAAAGAAGAUGAUGGUCCCCCAGCAAAGGUUGCCAAAACUGAAAAUGGAUCUUAGUCAAAGUCACACCAAUCCUUUUUUUGAGAAGAUUUAUUAUAAACGAUGAAAAUGCAGAGGCAACUUUAAUCCAUUCCAGUGAAAAUAUCAUGCUUUGGAGAAACGUAUGAAGUCCACCUGGAUGUCAACCUAGAGAACAAUUUGCAAAAACAUUAGUUUUCAGCUUUUUAAUUAUUUUCUAUUGUGCCUCUCACAUUAUUUGUACCUAUAUUUCUCCUAAGAUUUUGAUUUUCUUAUUCAACAUAAAUCUGCACUUUGACAGCAAUGUAAUUACACCUGAACAUUCAGUAGGUUAUGUAAGACCUGCCUGUGUCAUUAUGUUAUUUUUCCUUGUAGGUUCCCUACAGUGAAUGAGAAUCGAAAUCUGCGUUGCAAUUUCUUUUUAGUUUUUUCCUUUUUAAGUUUGCUUAUGUGAAUAGCAAAUAAAACAUAAAACGCCAUA
This is a messenger RNA of Pseudoliparis swirei, 1766 nucleotides long. It is a transcript of the gene ssb, whose product is annotated as small RNA binding exonuclease protection factor La. Gene Ontology annotation, cellular component: cytosol; cytoplasmic stress granule; ribonucleoprotein complex. The transcript has 12 exons. Lineage: Eukaryota; Metazoa; Chordata; Actinopteri; Perciformes; Liparidae. Gene Ontology annotation, biological process: RNA processing; positive regulation of translation. Bases 116 to 1324 code for a protein of 402 amino acids. The record is from RefSeq and is a predicted model, not a curated record. Gene Ontology annotation, molecular function: RNA binding.